Messenger RNA from Spea bombifrons (plains spadefoot toad), 1880 nucleotides. It is a transcript of the gene AGPAT3, whose product is annotated as 1-acylglycerol-3-phosphate O-acyltransferase 3. The record is from RefSeq and is a predicted model, not a curated record. Gene Ontology annotation, molecular function: 1-acylglycerol-3-phosphate O-acyltransferase activity. The coding region runs from base 393 to 1523 and encodes 376 amino acids. Lineage: Eukaryota; Metazoa; Chordata; Amphibia; Anura; Pelobatidae. Gene Ontology annotation, cellular component: endomembrane system; endoplasmic reticulum. The transcript is spliced from 9 exons.
CCGUUCACACCGGCUGAGACGCCCACCUCGGGAAGGCAGCCCCGAUCUGGGGGAUAGGCGUAAAGUUAGAGAGGACAGAGGGUUUAUCAGCUGGAAGGUGGAGCAGGGUAUCCACUCCUCCAGGAGAGUGGGCAGAAACUGCUUCUGGAGGGCAUUAACCAAUUGAAGCCCCCACUCCUUCUCCACUAGGGAAUAGACUCUUCAGUGGGCGAGAAGCUUGUUUGUCGCGGUGUUGCCCUGCGGUCCUGCAGCAUGCUGGCCAAUCAGUCUGCCGCCUGCCUGUUCUCGGGCGUCUGCGCCACCCUGUUUGCCGUGGCGUUGGUGUAUUAUCUUUAUUGGACGGUAGCUCUGAGCGAGGGUCCGUGUAAGCGGUACUGAGUGUCGGCUGCAGGAUGGGCGUUUGGGGCUUUGUGAAGACGCAGUUUGUGGUCCACCUUCUCAUCGGAUUCGUCUUCGUGGUCAGCGGCCUCAUCAUCAACUUCCUGCAGCUCUGUACGGUCCCGCUAUGGAGUUACAACAAGCAGCUCUACCGGAGGGUCAACUGCCGGCUCGCCUACUCUCUGUGGAGCCAGCUGGUGAUGCUGUUGGAGUGGUGGUCCGGCACGCAGUGCACCCUCUUCACGGACCAGCAGACGGUGGACCACUUUGGGAAGGAGCACGUGGUCAUCAUCCUGAACCACAACUUUGAGAUAGAUUUCCUGUGUGGCUGGACCAUGUGUGAGCGCUUCGGGGUGCUGGGGAGCUCCAAGGUCCUUGCGAAGAAGGAGCUCCAGAUGGUGCCGCUGAUCGGUUGGACGUGGUACUUCCUGGAGAUCGUCUUCUGUAAACGAAAGUGGGAAGAAGACAGGGAUACCGUGAUCCAUGGCAUCAGGAGCCUGUGUGAUUACCCCGAGUAUAUGUGGUUCUUGCUGUACUGCGAGGGGACGCGUUUCACAGAAACAAAGCAUCGGAUCAGCAUGGAGGUGGCUGAUAAGAAGGGACUGGCGCGUCUGAAGCACCAUCUCCUGCCCCGCACCCGCGGCUUCACAACCGCCGUCCAGUGCCUGCGCGGGACGGCCACUGCAGUCUACGACGUGACGUUGAAUUUCCGUGGGAAUAAGAACCCGUCACUGCUGGGGAUUUUAUAUGGAAAGAAAUACGAAGCGGAUAUGUGUGUGCGGCGUUUCCCGCUGGAGGACGUUCCGCUCGAUGAGAAGGAGGCAGCUGACUGGCUUCACCGGCUGUACCAAGAAAAGGAUGCUUUGCAGGAACGAUACCUCCAGGAGGGCACCUUCCCUGGCACCCGAAUUGUACCCCGUCGGCGGCCCUGGACUCUCCUCAACUUCUUAUUUUGGGCCACGCUCCUCCUGUCGCCUCUGUUCUCUUUUGCGAUCGGCAUCUUUGCGAGCGGCUCCCCCUUUUUAAUCCUCUCCUUUAUUGGCUUCAUGUGGACAGCCUCGUUUGCCGUCCGGCGUCUCAUCGGGGUGACUGAGAUUGAACGAGGAUCGAGUUACGGAAAUCGGGAGGUGAAGAAGAGUGAUUAGGAGCCGGCGUGGAGCCGGAGGAGAGCGUCUGGACUGUAUCUUGGUUUAUACUUCUUACUAACAUGGACUAUGUGGGAGGAGCUUCCCUCAGAGCCCUCCCCCACGGAGCAGCACCAAGAGCCAAUAGGAUCCUGCCAUUUCACAGGCACUAGAACACCAGAGUUCUGUCCAUUUUUUUUUUUUUAUUAUUUCGUGCCCUCUUCCUCGCUUGUCUCGCCUCCCACUGCCCCGGUCCAGUAUAUUUCACCCCAGCGUAGCCGUGUUCUCCCUCCUCGCCCCGCGUUUCGCCUGCACUGUGUUUAGGUCGGGGCUUUUGGGCACUUCUGCCUCUCCUCUCUAGAAGCUCGUCUGAGCUGG